Molecule: messenger RNA, 2938 nt
Organism: Pristis pectinata (smalltooth sawfish)
Lineage: Eukaryota; Metazoa; Chordata; Chondrichthyes; Rhinopristiformes; Pristidae
Product: zinc finger protein ZFP2
Exons: 7
Coding region: 75-2042 (655 amino acids)
Biological process (GO): regulation of transcription by RNA polymerase II
Cellular component (GO): nucleus
Molecular function (GO): DNA-binding transcription factor activity, RNA polymerase II-specific; RNA polymerase II transcription regulatory region sequence-specific DNA binding
Source: RefSeq, a predicted model, not a curated record
UUUCCUGGACUCGCAUCGGUCACGUGAACAUUGGCCUAGUGACGCAGCCGGAUCCAAGGAAGGUUCACUCAGGUAUGAUUAUUUUAAAGAAGAUGAGUGAUGCAGGGUUUGUCUUUCAGAACGUUCACCCAGUGCCAUUACAUUUGUCAGAAGAGACCACCACAUCGAGUUUAUGUGCAAGCAAUAUGGAAGGUAUUGAGAGUGAGUUUAAAAACUUUGUGGAAGUAUUCCUCGUCGAAGUUUAUAGAUGUAAGAUUUGUGCAUUCACCAGCAGCCUAAAACUCAAAAUGAACUCUCAUAUAGAAGGUCUUCACAAACCUAAGGCCAAUGAUCAGACUUCCAAGAAGAUGACUGAUGCAAGUCACACAGAAGAUGACACCUCAUAUAACGCUGAGCUGGACAUGGACUCUGAGACUAAAGCGGGUGAGGACAUUAUUGUGGACAACUUAGAGAGGAUGUCUUUUCUUCUUCCCAUGUACGGGAUGCUUCACAACAUUAGUCCUGUGUCCUGUGAAAUGGGACUAGGUGGGCGCAGUGACCACCUGCAUGCUCCUGAUACAUGCGAAGUCAGCACAUUGUUUGAAGGGGAGUCUGAAUCUUUUCAAUUAGAUGGAACCCCCCCCGCUGCAUCAGGGCAACAGUCAUCCCCGGUUGUGCCCAGUGUAUGUGAAGAUGAUGACGAAGCUCAGUCAGAGCAUCUUAUGUCAUUGGGUCUCUGUCGUAUUUCCAAUAGCAACAAAGUUCACACAGUUAAUUCAGGAAACCAUUACCAAAAUGUUGACAGUGAUCGCGUGAUUCGUAAGAAGCUCAAGAAGAAAAAGCGGAGUGAAAACCGACCCUUCAGUGAGGUUGGAAGCUCUCAAACCGAGUUGAAAAAUGAACAUUAUUCUUGCAGGUUGUGCAAACUGGACUUGAAGUCAAAAGACGUUUAUAACCUUCAUGUGGCCUGUCAUGAUGGGGUCGCGUCCUUUAAAUGCAUCCACUGCAGUUCCUGCACAACAGAGUGGAAAAUGAUGCAGAAACACCUCAAGAGUCACAAUGCUGAAAGGUGGAGCUACUGUUGCUCUUUUUGCAACAAAGUAUUCACUAGGCAAAACUCUUGGAAAUUGCAUGAAGUCACCCACCAGCAGCAACCUGGCCUUUUCUACUGCUCCACGUGUCCAUCUUUCUAUACCUCAGAGACUGUGAGAGAUUUGCAUUCUGCCUGCCAUACUGAGGGAGCUUUUAAGUGCACACAAUGUGAUUUUACUGAUGAAGCCUGGAGCGAGGUUUAUAAACAUCUCUGCAACCACGAAAACAGUAUAAAAACACACAAGUGCCUGGAGUGUGACCAGAGCUUCGUCAGAAUAGUUGAACUAAAUGAACAUCUGGCAAAGCACAAGGAGGCAAGGUCAAUUCUCUGCCACCUUUGCGGACGGACAUUCAAGUGCAGGCGGCAGAAGAAUAAACACUAUAGACAAGUCCAUCGGAAGACUCAGGAAAAAAGGAGAGUGAAUGAAAAUGGUCCGUUGAGUAGAAGGCACAAGGAGAAAGAGCCUCGAAUUCAGAAAAAGAAAGUAAGCAAAGAAUUUGCCUGCAACAUUUGUACCAGGAAAUGCUCCUCCAAGUUGGCGCUCCAGAGACACAUGGGAACACACACUGGCAUCAAACCAUUUCAUUGUCAGCACUGUGAUUACAAAACCAGAUUAAAAGCUUCUCUGAUCCAGCACAUGAGAAUUCAUACAGGUGAGAAACCCUUCAAAUGUACAAUCUGCCAGUAUGCCUCCAUUGAUGCCAGUUCUCUGAGACGGCAUUCCCGCACACAUUCCACUGAGAAGCCUUAUAAAUGCCAGUUGUGUUCAUAUAGUUGCAUUCAAAAGAAGAGCCUGGAUCUUCAUGUGCGCAGACAUCACACGGGUGAGAGAUUUGGGUGUCAUUUCUGUGACUACUCCUCUCCUGACAAGCAGCUUUUGCAAAAACAUCUGAAGAAACACCAGAAGGAGAUGGAAGAAUCAUUAAGGAGCAUACAAACAGCACCUAUAGUGGAGUCAUUCACAGUGUAGCAUUUACUGGCAUCUGCUGACAUCCUAGAUACUAGCAAAUCACAAGGAUCUGUGAGAUCUUACAUCUGCAGGCUAGUGCGUGUUUUCGUGUUUUUAAGAAGGUUAGUGAGGCAGUAGCUAUUAUCUCCACAGUGGAGGAGCUGCCAGCAAUUGCUAAUCUCGCUGAUAGCUGGGAAUACCUUCCAAGACUGGAAAAGGACUUCUGGUAUGUCUGAGUUAGAGUGUGCCAGUGAACUGUAAGUAAAUUAACUGUGCAAAGCCUUGUACUUACAGAAAAUAGUAUUUCUUGUGUUCUAACUGCUUAGACUAACUGCUCAAGCCCAACAGCCCUGAUUAUUUAUAAUUCAAGAGAGUGUGAAGUGGAUUAUUUAAUUUAAUAAGAACAGCAAGGUGAUGUAGAUAAAUUAAGAGUACAUGCAAAUUAGUUAAGUCAAAUUAGUUAAUUGAUUGAAUUAAGAACAAUUUGCUGCCCGAACUUCUGGUAAGCAGUUCUAUAACUGGAACAUCUAAAACCAAAAUCAAAGCUGGAGAGAAGUGAAUAUGUUUUUAGCUGCAGCUUUGGGCAGUGUUUAUUCUCAGCACAGUCUGACAGUCCAACUGUUGAUCCAAGUUUCCAUUAUUGCAUCAUUCAGAGCUCUGAAGUGUUUCCAUCAGCAUCCAGCCCCAUAGCUAACAACUGUUUGCUUGCAAUACAAAACUAAUUGUUUUAGAUUUUGAUAAUUUCACUGUUAUUGAAAUGCAACGAGGCUUCUUAUUAAAGAUAAAUUAGUCCUGGUAUUAAAAACAACUUGCAACAGCAGACAAUGCUUUAGGAUAAAUGCAUUUUUUUCCUGAAAGAAACAGUGACGUAGAAAUUAUAUUUUAUCAAUAUUAAUGGAGGAAUACUUACUAUGAUG